Messenger RNA from Gamsiella multidivaricata, 4406 nucleotides. RefSeq names its product phosphoribosylformylglycinamidin. NCBI's taxonomy places the organism in Eukaryota, Fungi, Mortierellomycota, Mortierellomycetes, Mortierellales, Mortierellaceae. The record is from RefSeq and is a predicted model, not a curated record. The transcript has 3 exons. The coding region runs from base 128 to 4285 and encodes 1385 amino acids. Gene Ontology annotation, biological process: 'de novo' IMP biosynthetic process. Gene Ontology annotation, molecular function: phosphoribosylformylglycinamidine synthase activity.
CCUAGUUCAAUCUCAUUCCCCUUUCUCUCACUUUCUCUCAUUCCUCCUCCUUCACCACUCCGCUCCUCCUCGUCCUCCUCCUCCCUUCCUCCGUCCCCCCUCCAUACCAAUUCAUAUAUAAGAAGCCAUGUUGGUACUUCCCGGAACACAGGCCCUGUCGCCUUUCAAGGCCCAUGCCCUUCUGCAGCAGGUCCAGGCAGCUGUUCCCUCGGUCCAGACCGUCUCCACACGCGCUGUCCACUUUGUACAGCCCAAGGCAGAACUGGACCAGACCACCCUAGUCGAGUUCUUGACCAACUACGCUACGCCCGAGAGAAAGAUCCUCGAUACCAUGUUUUCUUCACCAUCUUCUACUCAUCUUGAGGAUGAUCAAGAGCUAGUCAAGCUGAUCUCUCAGCACGACAAUACAGGCGCGACGAGCACAGAGGAAGGGUUCAACUUUUUCAUUGUCCUCCCCCGUGCGGGUACGAUCUCCCCAUGGUCGUCCAAGGCGACGAACAUUGCGCAGAUGUGCAAUCUGGACCGUCAUGUGCAGCGUGUCGAGCGUGGUCAGGCAUAUCUGAUCAGGACAAAGGAUGGAAAGUCAUUGACCGAGGCAGAGUUCAAGGCCAUCGCUGCACUCGUACACGAUCGUAUGACCCAGGAUGUUUUGAACGUCAUCCCAGAUGAAAGGGUUGUUUUCAAGCAAGGAACGCCCGCUCCCUUGAAGACCGUCCAAUUGAUGGGCAGUGAUGAGGAGCGCAACCCGCGUGAGGCCCGCGAGCGAUUAAUCACUGCGAACAAGGAACUGGGACUGGCCCUGGCCGAGGACGAGAUCGAUUACCUGGUCGCAGCCUUCAUUGGCAGCAGCAAGCUGAGCUCCGAUAGCUGUCUGGCCCGCAACCCCACGGAUGUGGAGCUCUUUAUGUUUGCUCAGGUCAACUCGGAGCACUGUCGCCACAAGAUCUUUGGAGCUGACUGGACAAUCGAUGGCGAAAAGAAGCCCCACUCGCUCUUUGGCAUGAUCAAGAACACGCAUCAGCUUCACCCCCAGCAUACCCUCUCGGCUUAUUCCGAUAACGCGGCUGUCCUCCAGGGACCCAAGGGAACCCGGUUCGCGCCCCUGGCCGAGGACAAGUAUGCCUAUAACUUCUUUGAGGAAGAGGUCCACACCGUCGUCAAGGUCGAGACUCAUAACCAUCCUACUGCAGUUUCACCCUUCCCCGGAGCGGCCACUGGAUCAGGAGGAGAAAUCCGUGAUGAGGGAGCCACGGGUGUGGGAUCGAAGCCCAAGGCUGGAUUGACAGGAUUCACCGUCUCGAACUUGUUGAUCCCUGGACACAUUCAGCCCUGGGAGACCGAUUACGGAAAGCCUUCGCAUGUGGCCUCGGCGUUGGAUAUCAUGAUUCAAGGACCCCUUGGAGGAGCCGCCUUCAACAACGAAUUCGGUCGUCCCGCCAUCACUGGAUACUUCCGUACGUUCCUCGAGGCCGUCCCCAGCGUUAGCGGCAAAGACGAGAUCCGUGGAUUCCACAAGCCCAUUAUGCUCGCAGGAGGCCUCGGAACCAUUCGUCCCCAGCAUGUCCACAAGAACAAGAUCCAACCCGGAGCUCAUCUGGUAGUCCUCGGUGGCCCUUGUAUGUUGAUUGGCUUGGGAGGUGGUGCAGCCAGUUCGAUGACCUCGGGCGAGUCCUCGGCCGCGUUGGAUUUCGCAUCCGUUCAGCGUGAGAACCCAGAGAUGCAGCGUCGGUGCCAGCAAGUCAUUGAUACCUGCACGGCGCUUGGUGAGAAGAACCUGAUCCAGUCGAUUCACGAUGUCGGCGCUGGAGGACUCUGCAAUGCCUUACCUGAAAUUGUGCACGACUGCAACCUGGGAGCCGCGAUCGAGCUCCGUAAUAUUAACAACGACGACCCCAGCAUGUCACCCAUGGAGAUCUGGUGCAACGAGUCGCAAGAGCGUUAUGUCCUCGCUAUCGGACCCGAGAACAUUGAGCAGUUCAAGGCGAUCUGUGAGCGCGAGCGCUGUCCUUAUGCGUUGGCUGGUAUUGCCACCGCGGAGGAGAAAUUGGUGUUGACGGACAGUCUCCUGGGUACCACACCUAUUGACCUGCCCAUGUCGACCCUCUUUGGCAAGCCCCCCAAGAUGUCGCGUGCGACCUCGACGAUCGUGCCCCCUCGUGAGGCCUUUGAUACGUCCUUGAGGGCCUACUUGCCUUCGAUCACGGAGGCCGGGGCCCUCGCGACGGACGCUGUCCACCGCGUAUUGCGUCUUCCUGCUGUCGCCUCAAAGUCGUUCUUGAUCACCAUCGGAGACCGCACGAUUACGGGAUUGGUUGCUCGUGACCAGUUCGUUGGUCCCUGGCAGGUGCCUGUCGCCGAUGUCGCUGUCACGGCUACUUCGCUCGGUGUCUCAGUCGGAGAGGCAAUGGCCAUGGGAGAGCGUCCUCCUAUCGCUUUGAUCUCGGCGGCUGCUUCGGCUCGUAUGGCUGUUGGAGAGUGCAUCACCAACAUGGCUGCGGCUAACAUUCCUUCGCUUGGCCAGAUCCGUAUGUCUGCGAACUGGAUGGCAGCACCUGACCACGAGGGUGAGGGUGCUCGUUUGUAUGAGGCUGUUCAGGCUAUUGGUCUGGACUUGUGCCCGGCUUUGGGAGUCAGCAUUCCUGUCGGCAAGGAUUCAAUGUCGAUGAAGAUGAAGUGGAAGCAGGAUGGAGAGCAGUUGGAGGUCACGGCUCCGUUGGCCCUCAACAUUACCGGAUUCGGACCUGUGGCGGAUAUCCACAAGACACUCACACCCGAGUUGAUCACGGAUGUGGAGGAGAGCACCGUGUUGGUGUUGAUCGAUCUUGCGAACGGAAAGGAGCGUUUGGGAGGUUCGGCCCUGGCACAGGUUUAUAAGCAGAUCGGAAGUGAGGCGCCCGAUGUCGAGAGCGCUGAGGUCCUCAAGGCGUUCUUCCAGGCAAUUCAGGCGGUUCGUGAGCACGGCGACCUUGUCCUGGCGUACCAUGAUCGUUCGGAUGGUGGUCUGUUUGCGACGGUUGUGGAGAUGUGCUUUGCUGGACACGUUGGUGCCAAAGUCGAGCUCUCCUCGAUCACUUCGGAUGCCAUUGCUGGAUUGUUCAACGAAGAGUUGGGAGCUGUGAUCCAGGUGCGCCAGUCACAGGUUGAGCAACUCAAGGCUGUCUUUGCCGAGCACAACUUCCCGAUCGAGUCCCUGAAGACGAUUGGUACGGUUAACGCCAAGGGCGAUGACUCGUUCAUGGUGUCACACCAGGGACGUGUUGUUCUGGACAUGAACCGUGUGGAACUGCAGCGGAUCUGGACUGAGACCUCGUACCAUAUGCAAACGAUCCGUGACAACUAUGAAUGCGCGCAGCAGGAAUUCGAUGGUUUGCUUGAUGCUCAGGACCCGGGUCUGUCGUACCAGUUGACAUUCGACCCUGCGGAGGAGAUCUUGUCGAGCACAGAACUGGCUAUUGAGAAGGAGAACCGUCCGAAGGUUGCGAUCUUGCGCGAGCAAGGAGUCAACGGUCAGAUCGAGAUGGCAUAUGCAUUCCAUGCUGCGGGUUUCACGGCCGUGGAUGUGCACAUGUCUGAUAUCUUGAGCGGCAAGGUGACGCUGAAGGAUUUCAAGGGUAUUGCAGCCUGUGGUGGGUUCUCGUAUGGAGAUGUGUUGGGUGCCGGAUCUGGAUGGGCCAAAUCGAUCCUUCUGCACGAACAUUCGCGGAACGAGUUCUAUGAUUUCUUGACGGUCCGCAAGGAUACGUUUGCGUUGGGCGUGUGCAACGGAUGUCAGUUCCUGUCCCAGAUGCGUGAGCUGAUCCCUGGUGCUGAGCAUUGGCCAUACUUUAAGCGAAACCAGAGCGAGCAGUUCGAAGCACGCUUCAGUAUGGUCGAACUCGAGGAUAACUCCUCUACCUCUGCCGCGACCGUUCCCUCAGUCUUCUUUGACGGCAUGCGCGGAUCCAAGUUCCCAAUUGCGGUUGCGCACGGUGAGGGCCGAGCGGAAUUUGUGAAGUCGGAUGAUUUGGAGAAGUUGCAAGUUGCGGGAUUGAUUGCGGCGUCGUUUGUGGAUAACUAUGGAAAGAAAACGGAGCAGUACCCGUUGAACCCGAAUGGAUCGCCAUUGGGUGUUACGGCGGUGCAGACGCCAAAUGGCAGAGUGUUGGCGAUGAUGCCGCAUCCGGAGAGAGUGACGAGUCGGGAGGCAAACUCGUGGUACCCGCGUGUGGAGGGUGCACAAUGGGGGGAGAACGGGCCCUGGAUGAGGAUGUUUAAGAACGCACGCAAGUGGGUUAGCACUCAUUAAGAAGGAACGAAGAGGUUAUUUCAUUUUUUUCAUUUGCAUUUUCUUUUUUGGAAAGUAGAUCAUUCUUUCUACAUUAUUCGGUUUUCAUUUCUGGGAAAAUAAACUAUCAAGCAUACCAGGC